UUGCCAACCAGCACCAUGGCUGACUCUCACUUGUCAGGUUCUGCAGGAAGCUACAACAGCAGCUUUCCCACCGCCAGUGCGUGGAACAUCACUGGCAGCGGCCCAUGGUUGUUGGCCUUCAUGCUGACUGUCAUCAUCCUAAUGACAGUCUGUGGCAACAUGUUGCUUAUUGCUUUGGUGUUUGCCCAUCGCUCUUUGCGUUGCACCUCGAACUGCUUUCUAGUUUCUCUGUUCCUGUCUGACCUAAUGGUGGCACUGGUGGUCAUGCCCCCAGCCAUGCUCAAUGUGUUGUGUGGGUCCUGGGUGCUGUGGCCUGCCUUCUGCCCGAUUUGGCUUUGCUUUGACGUCAUGUGCUGCAGUGCGUCCAUUCUCAACCUGUGUGUGAUCAGCCUGGACCGUUACCUCUUCAUCAUCUCACCGCUGCGCUACAAGCAGAGGAUGACCCCACCUCGGGCGUUGCUCCUUGUAGGAGCAGCUUGGGCAUUGGCAGCAUUGACCUCCUUCUUGCCUAUUGAGAUGAAAUGGCACAGCUUGGGCCAUGGGAGUGGACAUUCAUCAGUCAGCAGUAGCAACAACAGCUCUUACUCUGACACAUUGUACCCAACGUCCUACUUUCAGCUGUCACCAUCAGGAGGCCUUUCCUUCCAGUGCCGCCUGCGGGUCACCCUGCCCUUUGCCCUGGUGGCAUCUGUACUCACAUUCUUUUUGCCCUCCAGCGCCAUUUGUUUCACAUACUGUCGGAUCCUUCUGGCAGCGCGGAGGCAGGCAAAGCGGGUCGCGGCACUGAGCCACCCACCACACCCACAUCCCUCUCUUGGGGAACCUUCCAGGCCUCCUUCACCUGGGAUUGCAGCAGGGCAAGCUCAGCCGGACGGAGAUGACUGCAGUCACCAGGAGGCGCCUGCGUCACAAAAUGUACCGGCGUCAGUGAACAGUGAGCGUCGUCUGGCUCACAGGCAGGGUCGGAGGGCAGUGAAGGCCACGCUGACACUGGGAGUCCUCCUGGGACUCUUCUUCAGCGCUUGGCUACCCUUUUUCAUCACCAACAUGGCUCAGGCAGUCUGUGAGUGCAUCCCCCUCGCGCUCUUUGACGCCAUCACCUGGCUGGGCUACUGCAACAGCACAAUGAACCCCAUAAUCUACCCACUGUUCAUGAGAGACUUCAAGCGAGCUCUGGGGAAGCUCUUGCCUUGCUGUUCCUCGCGGUCAACCAGAAGACCCUCACCAGUGCUCUCCCUCUCUCUCCGCAACUCAGGAGAGCCUAACAUCGCCAGCAACCCCCCCUCUCCCCUGGCCUCUGACCCCACCCACCCCCCUGCCACUGCCACUGAUGCUGUCAACCUGCUGGAUGCCGAGCAUGCUGGCAUCGAGUUGCCUCUGCUUCUGCCCAAUCAGGUGGACACCCUGGACUGAAUAGCAAUUAUUGGAAAUCAAGUCAGCUAAUAUGUUAUGUCGGGUAUAUGGUGGAAAAGUGAUUCAAGGCAAGAAUUGAGACUCAUUACAUUUCCAUGAGUCUAGGCCUAACAGAAAUAAAACAAAUAAUCCACUUUAAAAUGAA
Micropterus dolomieu (smallmouth bass) is the source of this 1558-nucleotide messenger RNA. It is a transcript of the gene htr6, whose product is annotated as 5-hydroxytryptamine (serotonin) receptor 6. The record is from RefSeq and is a predicted model, not a curated record. Gene Ontology annotation, molecular function: neurotransmitter receptor activity; G protein-coupled serotonin receptor activity. Gene Ontology annotation, biological process: chemical synaptic transmission; G protein-coupled receptor signaling pathway, coupled to cyclic nucleotide second messenger. Gene Ontology annotation, cellular component: dendrite; membrane. Bases 16 to 1413 code for a protein of 465 amino acids. The transcript has 3 exons. Lineage: Eukaryota; Metazoa; Chordata; Actinopteri; Centrarchiformes; Centrarchidae.